Molecule: messenger RNA, 594 nt
Organism: Truncatella angustata
Lineage: Eukaryota; Fungi; Ascomycota; Sordariomycetes; Amphisphaeriales; Sporocadaceae
Product: peptidyl-tRNA hydrolase
Exons: 1
Coding region: 1-594 (197 amino acids)
Molecular function (GO): peptidyl-tRNA hydrolase activity
Source: RefSeq, a predicted model, not a curated record
AUGUCAACACCACGUUUUCUCGUCCUUUCCAUAGGCAACCCUCUCGCCAUCUACAAUUGUCUUCACUCUGCCGGCCAUUUCGCCCUCCAAUCUUUCCAGAAACUGUUAGCUCCCAAUCAGCCAUCCUGGACACCAGAAAGCCAUGGUCGUCAACCAUGUCUAACAUCUACAGGCCAGCCGUACAUGUUGAUACAGAGCCCAACUCUCAUGAACGCUUCUGGUCCCUGGGUAUCCGACGUAUGGCACGAAACUUUGGAGAAGUUUUCCCUGAAACCAGCUGACCUCGGUCUGGUCGUUGUACAUGAUGAGCUGGAGGAUGGUCUUGGUUACACCCGUCUUCGGUCCUGGAACACGAGCCACAAAGGCAACAAUGGUGUCAAAAGCAUCAAAGCUCAUCUCAACAAACAGGAACAUGCGGAUGCCAAGUGGUGGCGUAUAUCGGUCGGCAUCGACAGGCCACCGAGUCGGGAACCCGAAGUGGUUGCCGAAUACGUACUGCGGCAGAUUUCAAAGGAGCAGAAGGACGUCAUCGAGGAGCAAGCCGGUUCUCGGAUUCUGUCAUGUCUUCAAAAGCUCGAACAGGGUUGGAAAUAA